CACAAAAAAGGGAAGUGACGAAAAGAUGAGCGUCCCGCCUGCGUCGUCGUCUGUGCUGGAGGCGGUCAAGGCGAAUGUGCUUGAUGUAGCGCUGGCGCGCGAAGAAGCAUUGGCCAAGUUCAAGGACAUCAACUGGGCCACGUACACCCGCGCGGGUGGGUUCUCCUUGGACAAGACGGAGAUCGCGGCCAUCAAGGAAAUGGAAAUUGUCGCGAAAAACGCGAGCCAGAACGAGGAUCAAGCCGAUGCCCUGAUCGACACAUUCCUGCGCGAAUAUGGCACGGCGUUGGGCGCAGGAUUGCUCAAACUCAUCAAGAACGUCACGGAACCGUCCGUGUUGCGCUAUGCGUUUGCCCGCAUCGACGAUCUUCUCCCAGAUGGAGGUCGAUCGCGCAAGCGUGCGACGUACUUUGUCGGCGAAGGCGCGUAUGUGGAAGCAGCGCCGUUCCUCCGCCUCCUUCGAAGCGAAUCGGGGUACACCCAGUACGCGGCCGGGCACAUUCUAGCCCAGUUCCUGACCUUCCGCCCGAAAGAGCAAGACAUCGUGUCGUUGAUCCAGUGGAUCUUGGAUGCAGUCAAGGCGUCGGCCCAGUCCAACGACGUCGCCCGCGCCGCCACCGCGCGCAACGCCAUCACGACGCUCAUGGUGCUGCUUCGCAACGAGACCGCGCGCAAAUUGUUUACCCGCGCCGGCGGACUCGCCAGCUUGGCUGACUUGCUCAAGUAUUCCCAGGGCAAGGCCCAGCUGGCGUACGAGGUACAUACACCUCAUCGACACCCUACUUGGAGGAGCAACAUGGGUAGGUGUGCUUUUGCUUGUGGACGCUGUCGUUCUCAGAGGAAGCGGUCGAUGCAUUCGGUACGUCGGGCGCGAUCUCGGCCCUCAUCCAGCAAGUGGUCGCCGCGCCUCGUGAAAAGGUCGUGCGCGUGGCGCUGGAAGCUCUCCAGAACUUGCUGGGCAAGCAAAAUGGCGCGUACAACGAGCGCAUGCUGGACGGCGGGUUACUCAAGACGCUGACCAACCUCCGCGACCGCAAGUGGACGGAUGAGGACAUCACCAAGUCGAUCACGGCGAUUCGAGACGUGCUGAUCCGAGAGUUCAAAGAGCUCAACACCAUGGAGCGAUACGAAAAAGAGGUGCGCACGGGGCUCUUGACGUGGGGACUGCUGCACACGGACAAGUUUUGGCGCGAAAAUGUCAUGGCGUUCGAAGCCAACGACUUUGCGCUCAUUCGGUUGUUGAUUGAGCUGCUCGAGUCAGACGACCCCAAGACGGUGGCCGUGGCGUUGUAUGACUUGGGCGAUUUUGUGCGUUUUUACCCGAAUGGGAAGCACAUCGCCAAGCGGCUGGGGGCGAAGAAGGUCGCGAUGAAGCUCAUGACCCACGAGAACCCGGACGUGCAGAAGCAAGCGCUCACGUGCAUCUCCAAGAUGAUGGUCAACAAGUGGGAAUUUGUCAAGUAACAGGCACUUUGCUAUGUUACCAAAAAUAUCUCACCACCACUCGUGCCUGCUUGGGUGUGUUAUUACUUACGAUGAGACCAACCACACAUUCUCAGUCGCUAAUUCCGCUGUCGUUACUGUAGUAGGGUUCGCU
This is a messenger RNA of Aphanomyces astaci, 1597 nucleotides long. RefSeq lists its product as hypothetical. Gene Ontology annotation, cellular component: vacuolar proton-transporting V-type ATPase, V1 domain. NCBI's taxonomy places the organism in Eukaryota, Oomycota, Saprolegniomycetes, Saprolegniales, Verrucalvaceae. The coding region runs from base 26 to 1018 and encodes 330 amino acids. The transcript is spliced from 6 exons. Gene Ontology annotation, molecular function: proton-transporting ATPase activity, rotational mechanism; protein binding. Gene Ontology annotation, biological process: proton transmembrane transport. The record is from RefSeq and is a predicted model, not a curated record.